Messenger RNA from Anneissia japonica, 3002 nucleotides. RefSeq lists its product as uncharacterized. Gene Ontology annotation, molecular function: sulfotransferase activity. Gene Ontology annotation, cellular component: membrane. The coding region runs from base 643 to 1959 and encodes 438 amino acids. The record is from RefSeq and is a predicted model, not a curated record. NCBI's taxonomy places the organism in Eukaryota, Metazoa, Echinodermata, Crinoidea, Comatulida, Comatulidae. The transcript has 3 exons.
AUUCAUCAUCUAUAGUUCAUUCUGGCAAGUCGGAAAGGAGAUUUAAUCAACUGUAGUAGAAAUUCGGAGUAGCUGUGCUAUUAUUUCUUUGAUUCUUAUUAUUUGAAAAACCCCUCGCAAAUCAACUUCGCCUCACUGUUGUUAGAUAAUUCCUCUGUCAGCUAAACGAGAAAUCUCAGCAUUCAUAUCAAUUCCCAAGAUUGAAAUAAAAAAAGAUACGCCCAUAAACAUGUCAGAUAGCUAUUGCUUGCUUGAUCGAGUCACCGAUUUAAAGACAUAUUUCUAAUGUAGGAAGAAUAGUGUCAAAAUCGAUGGAAACGGAUUUUCUUCUCAUUUAGCAGUAUUCUCUCCAGAGGCCGUUUUACACCUCUAUCUCAUCCUCUCGACGUCACGUGACGUAUUUCGCUCUUUUGAAUUCAUAACCGCGUGUAAUUACUUUCCAGGUCGCCUCAGUGAUGCCAAGUCAUUAAAUGGGAAUUUUCUGGAGAGUCACCACACACACGAAAAAAUAUUCUAUUUGAAUUUGUUGUCCGUAAUUAAUGUUUUGCUCCGGCCUUUAUGAGUUGAUAUUACUGGAAAAUUUGUACAAACCGUUGGUUCGCUCUAGGUCUAUAUUGCAUUACAUCUUGGUCCAUAAUCCGGAUGAAGCCAUGCUACAUUGCAAAACAAAACCGCGUGAGCGGUUGCUUAGAUCCCGAACUUACCGCUACAAUUGCUAGCCGCAAUAUAUGCAGAGAAAAUAUGAAAUUUAAAUGGAAAAUGUUAGCUGUCGGCACGUUAUUUACAGUCGGUGUAUAUUUAAGUGUUCACCAAUCCUAUCAAAUCGACCCAGGGUACUGGAGGUUAAUGGAUGAAGAUAACGUCAUACAACCUAGAGCGCAGAAAUCGGGAGAGGAAAAGAAUUAUGCUGCGAAACAUAGAGGAACAGUGUCAUCACUUACGGCAAAUAAAACUAAAUUACACAAACCGCCAAUUGUUUCAACUGCUGUUUUUCUAAAUUCAUCAAGAAAAGUGUUACCGUGGAUCGACAGAAAUAUAUUCCUUCCAAAUUAUUUUACAACAAAUCUCACAGAGGUAGAAAAGAGUGUCUACAAGAAUUCUGUUAUAAUAUAUCUGCAUCACAACAAAGCUGCUGGUACAACAACGAAGAAGUGCAUGUUAAAAGUUAUUCCAAAAAGCGGAAAGAAACUUGGACCUGUUUUAUCUAGCUCAACUCGUCUAACAGUUAGUCGACGAAUGAGCACAGCCUCAUACCGUGAUAGCUAUAGUGUUUUCAUGGGUGGGUAUGCAUUUGGUUUGUGUGAUGAGAUUCUAAAACCGUGUUCAUAUUUCACUGUCUUCAGAGAUCCGUACCAUAGGUCUAUUUCAAGUUUUUCAUAUUGCAGAAGAGCGAGAAGUGAUCAACUAUGCAGAGCCCAAAGUCCAUGGAAAGUGACAUUAAAAGAAUGGGCAAUACAUCAAGGAAGUUUUCUCUUUCGUCAGUUAUUAUUUCAUCCAAAAUUUUGUAGCGAAUUUAAAAAUAACUUCAAAGCUAGUUUGCUUCCACAUGAUAUCUAUGGAUCCACACCAUGUUGGUUUCGGCAAAAAGUGAUAAUGCUCGAUAUACUUUCGAAGGAUCAGAUAAAUGCAUUAGUAGAUUUUUGCGUGAAUAACCUUGAAAAAUGGUUCGCUGUUGUUGGUUUGACAGAAGAAUACGAUACUUCUUUGGCGAUGAUAGAACAAGUCUACGGUGUUCCGUUCAAAAGUUGUGAAGGUAGCGUCCAGAAUACGAGCGGGCGAUACAAUAAUCUCUCGAAUGUCAAAAAUGAAACUGUUUUGGAUGAACAUUCGCAAAUGGUACAGGAUUUAAUGAACGAUAAGGAGGUUCAGCGUGCACUUUAUGCUGAUUUGAGGUUAUAUAAUAAAAUAAAAGAAAUAUUCAACAAACAGAAAGAAAAAAUGGGCAUUAAAAACAAAUAGUGUUUUAGGAAAUACAGUUUGAAUCGAGUGAUAUUUAGUUUAUUAAAAGGAUGAAUGACCCAACUACCUAGGUUGGUUAUUCAAAUUUUUGAAAGCGUCAAAUUGUAUCCAGUGUCCGUGAUGGUUAUGCAAUUGUGCUGGUUCACUUGUCAUAUUUAAAAUUUAUAGCAAAGUUAUAUGCUUCUAUUUUUCUAUAGUUGUCCUAUUUAAAAAGAACAAAAAUCCGAUUUCAUUGUUUAUUUAUAUGUUUAUUUUAUGUUCUGUCUUUUAAUCGACAGCACAUUCUAAGACCCAGUACUUAUUUCACAAGUGGAUGACACAAAAAAAAAACGAAAUUAAAAUCAUAUGUAUUAAUCAAACGUUAAUAGCCAGUAAAAACUAGGCCUAUAUAAAUUUACAUAUAAAAAAAAGAAUAAAUUUAAUUCCAAUGAACACCCGGGAACAAAUUAACAUGCAGUUGAGGAAGAUUGUGUAUUUGUGAACUCUGACAUCUUAAUCAAGAAGAUGUAUAAUAGUCAUGCUAGCAUAAUGUUUAUAUUUGUUGCUUUUUUACCAUAUUAUCUGUCAACACAGUGUUAGAAUCACGCUUGUUGAUAUAAUUGUGCCUAAGAGUGUACAUACAUUAUAAUUUUCUAGAAGGUUUUCAAUUUAUAAAAAAAAAACAGCCACUUCUAUCCUUUCACAAAACAUUCGGUUUUAGACAACGUGGAGCAUGUUUACAAGAUAUAUACAGUAGUUAAAGCGUUCAUUUAUUUUUUCUAAACAGUUCCUCAAAGAUAUAUCAUCUUUUGGUCUUGCACUACAACAUAGGUCUAGGUCUAUAUAAACCUUCGAGUGGUUAAUGACACGACUUCGUUGACACGCGAGAGGCGCAUACCAUACAUCAUUCACAUGUAAUCACAACGUUGAUGAUAGAACAUAAAUAAAUAUUUGUAUAUCAUAAGUCUUGUCUAAAAUAUAUGAAACGUAAACAAUGGAAUUAUCUUUUAAAAGCAAAGUAUACUUACAAUUAUAUAUAUAUAUAUAUAUAUAUAUAUAUAUAU